Iphiclides podalirius (scarce swallowtail) is the source of this 9786-nucleotide messenger RNA. The record is from the annotation of a GenBank genome assembly. Lineage: Eukaryota; Metazoa; Arthropoda; Insecta; Lepidoptera; Papilionidae.
AUGGCUGCGUCAGCGGCGGCGCCUGCAACUUGGCGCGGUACCAACGACAGCGCUUCCGAGUACUGCCGGCGCGGGAACACGCCCGCCACCUAUGGUCGAUAUCAACGCAACAAUUCUACCGGGGCGCCAUACGCCACGCCGCCGUCCAACGUCGAAAGAACAACGCCACACCAUCGCUGGUACGCGAGCGCGGAUCGACCCGGGGGGCCGGGCGCGGCGGGUGCGGGCGCGGGCGCGGGUGCCGCGGCGGGCGCGGGCGUCGCGGGCGGCGGGGCCGGAGGGGGCGGCGAGAGCACGCCGAGCACGCCCGGCGGCGGCACGGAGGGCGGCCGGCGGCGGCGCCGCUCCGGCUCGGGCUCGUCGCGCUCCGACACCAGCUCGCCGGAGCCGAGCGACACGUCGCGCGCCUCCACGCCGGCCGCGCCGCCGCCCGACCGCCACGCGGCGCGGCGCACUCCGCCCGCGCACCACCACCAGUGGGCGUCUACAGCGAACGGGCGACCGCUCGCCAUCUGCGUACGCAACCUGCCGAGCCGCUCCACCGACAGCUCCCUCAAGGACGGCCUCUACCACGAGUACAAGAAGCACGGCAAGGUGGUUUGGGUGAAGGUGGUCGGUCAGAACGCCGAUCGGUACGCGGUGGUGCGUUUCAAGAAGCCGUCCGACGUGGACAAGGCGCUCGAAGUGUCGCAGGACAAACUGUUUUUCGGCUGCAAGAUCUCGGUGGCACCGCACCAGAAUUGCGAUGAGGACGCCGACUCCGCCAAGCCUUACGAGACUGAUAUCGAUGAAUACCAUCCCAAGGCGACCAGAACUUUAUUCAUCGGAAACCUCGAGAAGGAUGUUACGCAACAACAGUUGAGGGAUAAGUUCAAACACUAUGGACGGAUCAUCGAGAUUGAUAUAAAGAAGGGCAGCGGUGGAGGCGCGGGCUACGCUUUCUGCCAGUAUCAGUCCAUAUCGAGCGUCGUCGAGGCCAUCCGCGCCAUGGACGGGGAAUACGUCGGCGGCUCUCGGGUCAAGCUCGGCUUCGGGAAACCCGUAGCCACUACCUGCGUGUGGGUCGACGGCCUCACCGAGCACACCGAGAAACAGGUGCUGAGCGCGGUGUCGCGGUGCGGCGCGGCGACGUCGGUGUGCGUGGACCGCGCGGCGGGCGCGGCGCUGGUGCACUUCGAGCAGGCGGCGGCGGCGGGCGCGGCCGUGCGCGAGCUGCGACGCGUCGCCGCGCUCGCCUCCACCGCCGAGCCCGACCAGCCGCGCCUUGCCGUCGACUACGCCUCGAGGGAGUGCGAGGAGGCUUUCUACGAACAAUUAGAGAAGCACGGAGGUUCGGCAACAAUGCCCGGUUCAGAAAGAUUGGCUGGUGAUCUCACAACGCGUUAUGUACCGUCUGCAAGGCAUGAACAACUAAGAUACGAUGGGACGAGGACACGAGCUCCGAGCUUUGGUCGUGGGUCUUCCCGUACCCCACGAUACCCGUCACAUGAACAUUAUGACCCAGCAGAAUACGCUGCCGAUCGACGAUACAGGGUAUAUGAUGAGUUAGGUUCGAGUCCACAGACUGAUGAAACUCCAUACGAAGAUCGAUUACAAUCGGUUGUAGUAUCACCGCAUCGCACCCACAGACAUAGACGAGAUUCCAGUCCCGAAGAUCGAAAACGUUCUAAGGAACGUCACAGAAGUGCCGGCGGGGGCUCUCGCCGCUCCCGCUCGGGGUCUCGCGGAGGCUCCGUGCACACGUCGCGGCGGAGGCACAGGCGGCGGCGCGACGGCUCCGAUUCGCGCGGUUCGCGCGCUGGUACGCCGCUACGCGACGAGCCCGACGCGCCGCCAGUGGAGCCGCGCCGUCCGCCGCGCGAGCGCCCGCCCCUGCCCAUGAGUCUGCCGCUGCCCAAGUUCGCGGCGCAGCUCCUUCGCGCCGCGCCCACUACGCCGCGGCCCACGCCCGCCCCGGCGCCCGACUCACCGCCUCGACCGCCCUCCGUAUCUUCGUCCAGUACCGGCUCCGCGCCGCACUCGCCCUCACUCGAAGAACGCAUUCGCAGUCUUGACGAGAAAUAUGAGAAAUGGAGCGGAUCGCGCGCCCUCGCCGACACACCUGACCGCGCCCGUCUACGCCAUAGGCUAUUGGAGGUUGACAUCAAUGAAGUUAAGCCUUCAGAGGUCGUGCGGUCCCUUCUCGCUAAACGUUCCGUGUUCGAUGAAGACUCUGAACGGCUGGAAGGAGCGACCCGAGCGCCAAGUCCGGGAGGUAGUCCUCAUGCGCGUCCUUCGCCGUGCGUGUCCCGCGCUCUGCGAUACCCGUUCCCAUCACAUCCUACACACUUAUCUCUAGUGCCGACGACGACGUCAACGGGUCUUAUGUCUUCCGUCCCGAUGGUAGCGUUGUGCACCAAUGCGUUACCACCUCUUCCACCGCACCCGCCACCACCGGACUCUGAAUUAGAAUCAUCAGAGCGACCGGCCGAUCCUCGUCUCAACAGACCGGAAAGGCCUUAUCGGCUUGAAAAACUAGGGAAGUUCAAUGAAAGUGAUUAUAGACUGGAUUCUCGAGUUCGUUUAAGAACUCCUUCCGUUGAUAAAUUACAGACUGACACAACAGAUCGUAAAUCUUCACCAAUUUCGGAACGGAAUAGAGUAGAACAAGAAAAAGAAUUGAAACGAGAAAUAGGAAACAGGAAACAUGAUUCGGGUUUUGUUGGAACAGAAGAUGAUUCUAAAACAUACGUACCGGAUGUAGUAAAAGAUUGUUUCGAUAAAAUCGAUUCCGAUAUUCGAAACCGAGAAAAGAGCUUAUCACCAAGGGACGGCCUUCAUAUUGAAAGCUUAAAAAGAAGUGAAGAGAAACUUCCAACAUUGCUCAGUAGUAUAAAAACGGAAAGAAUUUUUAACCAUACUGAAACAUCAAUUCUCAGUGACAUAGUGGUAAACAGUAAUCAUGUUGAAAUAGACAUUAUAAAACAAGGAAUAAAGAAAGAAGAUUUUAUUAAAUGUGAAACACCGACAAGUAGAAGAUUACCCGAAGAGGACUUUUUAUUUAAUCGUGGACAUAACGUGAAAUCAGAAACAUCUAAAGAUGACCACGCGAAAAUAAAACUAAACUGUGACAAUAAAUUAGACCCACACUGCGCUCAAUUAUUUCAUAACUUCGAUGCCAAAAAUAUUAUUGGGAAUGAAACUCAGACACCAAGUCAUUUAAAUGCAGCUAAUUAUUUAGAUACUGUGAAAAAAAUUGAAAUAAAGCAGGAACAUAAAAAUAAUGAAAAGCAUAAGGAAAAAACCGACUUAAAUAUGUCUGAUACUUUUAACGACAAAAUUGAAAAAGAAAAUAUGGAUCUAGAACAUGCGGAAAAGACGAAAUUUGUUCCGUCGAAUCUUACCGAUAAAAAGCAUAUGGAUGCCAAACAUCAUGACGAAAAUUUAAAAAGCGAUAGUGAACAACUAAAGCCUAAACACAAAGAACGUUCCGAAAAGGAUAAGUAUGACUUAGAAAAAGAGAAGUCAAAGAAAAAUACUAAAGAAAAACAUGACAAAGACCGAAGAAACAGAGACGAUUCCAGCAGCCAUAAAUCUCAUACUGACAGGGGAGAAAAAGUUAAAAUUGAAAAAGAUUUAACAGAAAAACCUGACCGGGAUAGUGAAAGAAAGCACGUCGAAGAUAAAAUACGUCAUGAAAAUCAUAAAAAGGAGAAAGCCGAUAGAGACAAAAGGAGGGAUGGGAUAGAGUGUCAUGAGUCUUCAAACAAAUCAAAAAAGGAAGAGAAACACAAAACAGAGAGAGUUAAAAAGGAUAGUUUAGAUAGCAAGCGAGAUCACUCAAGGAAAGAACAUGACUCCAAAAGCGGUAGGUCAAGAGAAGAAACUUCAAGAGAUAUAUGUCGUAAAGACUCCACUGACUCAUCGACUUCAAGGGCUUCUCAUGAUUCUUGUAAAAAUAAAGAUUCAGAAAACUUGGAAGGAAAGGAGGAAAGUAAACCAAAAGUGAAAUUAAGUAAUGAAUUUAUCACAAAACAUGAUCUUGAAAAGGAUUUACAUCAAAAAAUUAUUGAUUCAAAGUCUGACAGUAAGCAAAAAUUGAAAAACGAGAUAAAGGAUGAAAAAGAUUAUUCUGAUGCACAUUUAAAGAAUAAAUCCGAUACAAAUACGGAACAAAGUUCCAAAAGUAAAAGUGAUUUAAGUGAAAAACAAAGACAUUACUCUCUUGAUUCGUCUGGUAUCGACUGUAAGCGUAAAGAGCGUCUUAAUUCUUGCUCGAGCUUACCGCCUAAUAUUGGUCAUAAACGAAGAUUGUCAUCCCAAGAUAGUCUUGAAUGUCUGAGUGAAGACGUAAAAAAGUCCAAAAUUGAUGUGAAAGGUCCGGAAAGAAGAGAUUCAAAAGACUGUCGGGGAAGUGACAGACAUAAGACAACAAAAUUUAAUAAAGGCCAUUUUGUAAAAAUUAUUGAAAGUAAAACUAAAGAUGACAAGAAAAGUCAAGUUAAACCACCUGAUGAUAGUUUUAUUGAAAGUAAGGAGAGUGAAAAUAAAGAAAUAUCAGGAGCUAUAAGUGAUAAAAAUAAAAUUCUCAGAAAAAGCCCGAAAGAAAAUAAUAUAGAUAAAAUAGCUGAAAAUUCGGUAGGGCAGUUAGAUGCAUUACAGAAUGACUUGGAUUUCCUGGCUACUUUAGAAUUACGGUCUAGUGAAGAAGAUGAAAAACAAAAAGCUCUUAGAAAAGAAAUGAAAGAAAAGAAACGUAUACAACAGUUGCAACAAAUACAAGAAUUACAAAUGCAACAAGAUGCGUUACAGCAAGCGGAAUUAUUAAAUAAACUGAAAGAAGACAAAAAGCACAAAAGUGAUGAAAAGAAAAAGGAUUUGGUCCGUGAAAAACGUAUGUCAACAGAUCGUAGGAGUAAAGACGAGAAAAAUGACUGUAAUAAGCGAAAGAAUCGUAAACUUAUUCAAAGUACAGAUAGCUCUGACUCUGAUGAACCUAAGAAACAUUCAAUCUUUGAUAUUAUUGAUGAUGAACCAACAUACAUAUCAAUGUAUGAUAAAGUGAAAGCACGAUCGUGUAAGAAUAUGCAAAAACAAGAAGAAGAAAAGCGUCAAGAAAAAAUUAAGGCUAAAUUCAGUCAGUUAAAACAAAGUAGAGCUAAACGUGAAGAAAAGAAGAGAUCAAGUUGGGAUGAAGAUAGUGAUUCAGAAACCGAUAGAAGAAAAUCAGUCAAAAACUCUAUGGAUAGUUCUUCGGACGAUGAGCAAAUUGUUCUCCAUAGUAAGAAACGUGAAAAAUCUCAUGCAUCUAGUUUGGAUUACGAUAAAAUAAAAACCAUUGAUUACUUUAGUGCACCAACUACUGAAGAUGACUGUCGUAAUAAAUUAUCAAGAAAAAAUUCAAGAUCUCGUAUUAUGUCUGACACAUCAGAUGAUGAUAGUUCAAGAAGAAAUAUUUGUAGAAGUCCUGACUUUAGCCAUAAAAUAAAGAAAGAAUUGCUAUCAGAUUCAGAGUCCUUGCAAGGUGGUAAGGAAACGGAUAGCCAUCUUGGGGAGGAUAAAAUAAAAAAGACAUCUCUCCUGAAUUUAUUUGGCAAAUCUGAUUCUGAUGAUCAUAAAUUAAAAUCUCGCGAAGUUGAAGAGGAUUACAAAAUGCACUAUAUAAAACCCGGUUGCAAUGACCUUUCUUCUGAAAGUGAAUCACUUACCUCUAACCGUAAUACUUCAGAAAAUCGUAAGAAGCAUAAAAAGAAGCAAAGGAGGCAUAAGGUGUCACAUUCAGAUGAAGAAAUUAAAUUGGAGAUUAAUAAUGAGCUUGAAGGCGAUAUAAAGCACAAAACUUCAGAAAAGUUACGGCGCCACAGCACUAAAAAAGAAAAACGUAGGGAUAAAAUACGUGAGAGCGUUGAUACCGAUGACGCUCAAAUUAGAGAUGAGAAGAGUAAACAUAAAAAAGAGAAAAAAUCGCCAAAUCACCCUUUCGAUUUACUGCAAGAAUUGUGCCCAAGUACUAAAAAAGAUGGAAAAAUGGAAGAUAUAUUUGGACCGUUAUCCGAUGAGUCUGAUAAAGAAAGGGACAUUCGUAAGUCUUCCAAUAAUAAGUUAGACUAUACACAAGAUUUCGAUUCUGCUUUAUGUAGUACACCGGGUGAUAAAGUAGAAGCGUUCCUAAGUUCAGAAGACGUAAAAACUUUCGAUAAAGAUGAUAAUAAAAGAAAAAGAGAUAGGAAACGCAAAGAUAGAAGAUAUUUACUUAAGGACGAUGAUAAUAGUUUGGAUGUAGAUGCUGUUAGCAAAGCCAUUGAAGCCAGGUUAUUCGCGGACGCCGCAAGUCACGAGGAAAAUCGUACAAAAACUGGAAUGUUUAGUAGUCAAGCUACAUCCGAACUAAGUGAUCAUAAAUUCGAUGAAAACUCUUUUAAAACAGACUAUUCGAAAUCCAAUGAAAGGCACUAUGAUAAAUUUAAGAAAGAAUUCAGAGACAGAGAGAAACGCAAAAAGAAAAAGAAAAAUAAGGAAGACCGGCAAAGCCGUCGAGAUCACCACCAUUUUCACCAUAAUGAUAAAGCUAUUAAGUUAGAAGAAUUCAUAACUUUCGAAAGGACUGAAGAGAUAUCAGAAACUUUACUUAAAGAUAUACCUUUACCUGCUGAGAUACAGAAAGUGGAUCCAUUAGGCAAAUCCGUUGAUUGUAAUUCUCUUUCAGAGUCACCUAGUCUCCCUAUGUUAACGGAUACUGCGACUUUGUUGCUAUCGAGUGAUAAUCAAAAACAGGAGUGUGAUUCUACUAAAAUUUUAAUUGUUCAAACUGAAAAUGACGUGCAACAUAUAAAAACUAUAGAGGUGAACGAUAUACCAAUGCCGCCUCCAUAUAACAAUACAAUUCAAAAUAUCAGUGAAGUACCGUUGCCUAAGGACCCUAUCCCACCUAAUAUUGAAAGUAAUAAAAAGGAAGCUUUUAUGCCCAGUUUUGAAAUAGAUGAUAAUGAAAAUGCUGUGCGUAGCAUAUCAAAUCUAGAUAAAGAAACUGAAAAAUCUGUUGAGAAAAUUGAUCCCCAUUCGUGUAAAGUUGAUAAAAAACUUGAGGAGAAACCAAGAGCUAUUAUUUCACAGGAAGAGACCGAGGAUGCUGUAGCUGCAUUAUUAGGGGAAAGUUUUGGUGGUAAAGAAAAUACAUUCGCUAAUUGUUACGAGGAAGUCGAAAGUAGUAAUGUUCGUGAAAUUGAAAUUGAAAGCACUGCUAUUGAAAAUGAGAACAUACCAGAGGAAGAUGCAGAGGAGAUGCGACAAGCAGUACAGAAUCUAAAUGCCAGUGAAAUGGAAAUGAAACCGGAUACACCAGUUUCCGAUAAUGACCUUUUAUUGAUCGAUACCGAUACAGAAGAAACCGAAGAAAAUACUCAAGAUUCUAUUGAACGAUUACCUGUCAAUAUAAUUGCAACCAAUCAAUCACUGACUAAAAAUUCUAAGGACAACAAUCCUCCUAAAUCUGAAGAAACCACCAAUGUUAUUAUUUCCAAGCCGAAGCCAGUUGUUGCGCAUAACACCAGUUCCGAAAAUAGCGAUACGAAAAACAAAGAAUCUAACAUUGCAUUUCCCUUGCCGAAAAGAGACACAGCGCAACAGGCCACUUCUACUGCCACACCUGUAAUAACAUCUUGGACUUUAACUAAUAAUAAAUUAAUCGACCCGCAUUUGGUAAAUAGGCCCUCAAGUCCAUUACCAUGCAGAGAAACUAAUGAAACUAAGCCAACUCAUAUUUCAACCAAUAUCGUUCAGAUUAAAGCGCCCACCAACCAGAUAAAUAACUCGUUAAGACCAGUCAUAAAUGCGACUAGAACUAAAACUAAAGAAGGUAAUAAGAGACGCCAAACGAGGCAAGCCGGCCCGAAAGCUGACAAAGCUCAAAACGCCGAUACAAGAAAAUCUCCCAGAGGCGUCAAAAGAACUAGGGACAGAAGUUUAUCGGAUGCGUCAAUGGAAAGUUGUGAUGAAAAACUUAAAAAAGAAGACGGCGCAAGAGACACGAAAAUACCUAAAACCGUGGAAUCAACCGUUGUCUGCCAACCGGUUUGUGAGCCGGAGCCCGCGCCAAUUAUAAAAACUAACACACCACCUGUCAUCACACAACCGCCGCCGCCGCCAACUCCGACGCCUAUUAUGAAACCACCUAAGAAGAUGAUAUCGGAAAUUAAUGCGAAACUGGCGAGCGCAUCGGCCACAACGAUCAUGGGGGCGGCAUCUCCGAAUGUGGCCGGUGUGCCGGGGGUUCCCGGCGUGGCCGGCGUGCCGGGCGUGGCGGGAGUGCCCGGCGUGUCCGGCGUGCCCGAGCGCGCUGCGCAGCACCAGGCCGACAGGGCGCCCGCGGAGGCCGACAAGCAGGGUAUCCCGACUCGCGAGCCGCGCAACCAAGACUUCGUGUCGGCCACGGGCGAGCCCAGCGACUCGAGCUUCGUGCGCCGCCUCGUCGACAACGUGCCCGGCAACAUGAUGCCCGUGGGCGCCACGGAAGCGACCGACGCGCGCGUGCAAUCGCCAGCGCUCCCGCAUAGACCACCAUCCACACAUCGGCCCACCGAUCGAGCGACGCCAGUGGUAGUGAGGGGAGGAGACAGCGAUUCGGACGUGCGUUGUAUAUCGAGCGUGGGCGCGGUGAGCAGUGUGGGCGGCGGGGCAAGCGUGGGAGUGGGCGUGGGCGCCGCGGCGGCCGGCGGGUCGCGGAUACGGGCCUACUCCGGCGCCGCAAGCUUGCCGCGCGGCGCGCACUUGCCACCCCCACAUCACGCAAAGCAGAUCGCCGUUGUUGGGCCCCAUCAUCACCAUCAUCACCCUGGAGCUGCUUCCCGCGUUACCAUAACCAGCGUACCAUCAAUCAGCCCCCAAGGCCAAAUGCCUAUGUCUGCGGAAUUAGUGAGAAGUCCUCCGCCCGCGCAUCAACAGACUUCUCCCGUUACCUCGGUAUACCACAAAGGCGACGGAAUGUAUCCUCACUUUUCUCACCAACACUAUCAGAUGUACCAACAACAUUUCCGUGCCACUCAGCAUGAAAGUCGGGCCACACCUUCACCCUACACCAGGUCGCUAGAGGCGGAGGGCUCUGAGGCGCCGACGCCGCCGCUGGAGCUGCGGCGGCCGCCGUCGGCGCGCGUGCCUCGACCCACGCACUCGCCGGCGCCCGCGGACCGCUUGCUUCUGUGCGAGACCGUGUGCCGUCCGCCGCCGGCGCACAGCGCGCGCCUGCCCGCCGCGCUGCCGCCGCCCGCCGCGCCCGGCCCGCCGCACGCCUCGCAGGUGCCGCGCGAGGCGGACUCCCUGCAGAUGCUGCUCAGGCGGUACCCGGUGCUGUGGCAGGGCCUGCUGGCGCUGAAGAACGACGCGGCGGCGGUGCAGAUGCACUUCGUGGGCGGCAACCCGGUGGUGGCCGGCGACACGCUCACGGAGGGCUGCACCUCGCUGCUGCGCAUCGCACAGCGCAUGCGCCUCGAACCCGCCCAGCUCGACCAGGUGCACCGCAAGAUGAAGCUGGAGAGCGAGCAUUGCAUCUUAUUGGCGCUGCCAUGCGGCCGGGAUCACAUGGACGUACUACAGCAGUCCAACAAUCUCACCAACGGCUUUAUCACCUACCUGCAGCGCAAACAAGCUGCUGGAAUCGUCAACGUCGCUCCACCAGGACACCAACAAGCCGUGUACACAGUACACAUCUUCCCAUCGUGUGACUUCGCGAACGAGAACUUGAACCGCAUCGCACCGGACCUGAUGCACCGCGUGGCCGACAUCGCGCACCUGCUCAUCGUGAUCGCCACCGUA